Saprolegnia diclina VS20 is the source of this 691-nucleotide messenger RNA. RefSeq lists its product as hypothetical. The record is from RefSeq and is a predicted model, not a curated record. Bases 60 to 596 code for a protein of 178 amino acids. The transcript has a single exon. Lineage: Eukaryota; Oomycota; Saprolegniomycetes; Saprolegniales; Saprolegniaceae.
CGCCCUUGUCGACGCUGGCGCCGUGGGACAUUGUCCGCCCGCGCAACUGGUACCCGCACAUGAACCUCGAGCAGUCGCUCAUGGACUUGGAGCUGGCCGAGGUCGCGAGCGCCAUGCUCCCACUGCGCAGCUCCAUCAUGCUCUCGAUGCCACCGAGCGACGACGCGUUCUUCGCCGACUUGCCGACGGGCGCCGACCCCGCGGCCGCGAUCCUCGCCGGUGACACGGACGCGCUACGCACGCGCGCGUGCUCCAACUAUUCGUUUUCGAGCGCGUCGGCGAUUGACGACAAGGGCCGCCGCGUGUCGAGCGUCCGCCGCCGCUACGAAGACUCGGACGGCCGUCUCAAGGCGGUGCACGAGCGCGAGGUCGAUGGGAAGCGCCUCAUCACCAAGUGGUCCAAGCAGGACAAGAACGACAAGGGCGAGCACGUGACGCUGCUCUCGGACGGCAUCGACAAGGCGGGCUUUGAGGCUCUCUGGGCCGAGACGCCCUUCCACAAGGCGCACGCCAAGCACGCGGCCAAGAAGCUCGAGGCGGCCGAGACGGCGGCGCCGGAGGCCAAGGAUGCCGAGACCAAGACGUCGACGCCCUAAGUGGUCUUUGGUCCUCUGUUGUGUAUGGUAUAACGCGCCAUAAUGUUCAUAACACGAUGUAUUUGUCGGUGACAAGAGUAUAAUCUCUCCUCGGU